Molecule: messenger RNA, 1672 nt
Organism: Ilyonectria robusta
Lineage: Eukaryota; Fungi; Ascomycota; Sordariomycetes; Hypocreales; Nectriaceae
Exons: 4
Coding region: 122-1489 (455 amino acids)
Source: RefSeq, a predicted model, not a curated record
GUCGAGAAGCAUCGUUUCCCUGGUUUGGAAACUUUACUUAAACAACGCCGCGGCCGAUCAUUGCCACGUUUGAACAUCCCGAGCGAAUCAGUCUGACAAGCAACUGUACCAUCCAUCCAUCAUGCAGGCCAUGUGGAAGGGCCUCCUGUUGGCGUGCCUCGUGGCGCUGCCAGGAGGCAUGGCUGCGUCGUCGUCGUCCUCGUCCUCCUCCUCGACCUCUGUUCUUUCGUUGAUGCCAGACUGUGCUUUGCAAUGUCUCGCAACAGCCCUAGCCGACUCGCCCUGCACGGCAACGAACACAACUUGCAUGUGUACCAACGAAGCUCUACAAACACAAAUGACGAUAUGCGUCUCGUCAAACUGCACCGUCAAGGAGUCACUCACGACCAAGAACCUAACCAUGACGAACUGCGGCGCCCCCAUCCGAGACAAGUCGGGCGAAUACAUCGUGCUCUGCAACACAUUUGCAAUCAUCGCCGGCCUCUUGAUCAUCCAGCGCUUCAUCUUUAAGAUCUACCUGAAGAUCCCCCUCGGCCUCGAUGACUGGUUCAUCCUGAUCACGGGCAUCUGCGCGGCGCCGAGUCAGACCAUCAACAUAUACGGCACCGUGGCCAACGGGUUGGGGCGCGACAUCUGGACGAUACCAUUCGACCAAAUCACAAAGUUUGGAAUGUACUUCCACGUCAUGGCGGUCCUGUACUUUGCGCAGAUCCCGUUGCUGAAGCUCUCGCUGCUCUUCUUCUACUUGCGCAUCUUCCCGACCAAGGGGGUGCGCAAGCUGCUCUGGGGAACCGUCAUCUUCAACGCCGUCUUCGCCGCCAUCUUUGUCAUCGUCGCCAUCUUCCAGUGCCAGCCCAUCAGCUAUUUCUGGACGAAGUGGGACGGCGAGCACAAAGGGCAGUGCGCCAACAUCAACAUUAUUAGUCUCUCCAAUGCCGCAAUCAGCAUCGUCGUCGACUUUUGGAUGUUGGCGGUUCCCUUGGCGCAGCUCAAGGGCCUCAACCUGGACUGGAAGAAGAAGGUCGGAGUGGGCAUGAUGUUCUGCGUCGGCACUUUUGUCACCGUUGUUAGCAUUCUUCGACUACAGUCCGUCGUCAAAUUCGGCGACACCCCAAACCCCACCUGGAACUACCUCGAUGUAUCUAAGUGGUCCACCGUCGAGAUCAGCGUGGGAAUCAUCUGCGCCUGUAUGCCGUCGCUCCGCCUCCUACUGGUCCGCCUCUUCCCCAAGAUCCUGGGAACGUCGCAGCGAUACUACGCCAACUACGCCAGCAACACCAACGGCCAAGUAAAAAGCCACAGCAGAAGCAGGCCACUGGGAACAAACGCAACGUCACAGGUGGAUGCAUCCCACCAGCGAACAGACUCCAGAGGCAUCACUUGCUCGCGCACGUAUGCUGUCGAGUAUGGUGACAAUGAUGAGACGCAGCUGGUCCACAUGAAGGACCUUGAUCGAGCAAGCUCCAGAUCUGCCGUUUCAAAUGUAUAACUAGACCAAUAGAAUAAUGAUAGAAUUUAUAGCUUCAAUGCCUUUACAUCUUAUCCGUUCCUUACUCCAACCCAACAUUGAGGAAGAAGGCGUACCAAGUCAAUCAUACUGUUGUAACACUAAUGAAGACUGACUUUCGGAUAAUGUAAAAUUUUCUGGCCUGAUCUAGGGAGUGCCGCAGCU